GGCGAGAGCGCCGGGAUGGAGGUGAAACGCAAGCGGGACAGCCAUGGCCUCAAGAUGGCCUCAGUGGUGCCUGCGGGCACGGAGGUCACCCGCCAGGGUGCGGACGGAGGGAAGAGAGGACGCAUCAUGGUGGUGAAGCCGGUGGCCAAAGCCUACAUCCUCUCUGGGCAUAUGAUGUCCAGUAUGGCCUUUGGUGACUUCCUCCUUCGGAAGAAGUGGCCGAUGGCAGUCGCAAUUAUCUUGGCGCUUGUGCUUCAUGUGCUGGACUUCUUCGGCACCUGCUACGAGAUCAUCGAGGUUCAGGUUCAGAACGACCAGCCAGUGGUGCUGGCAGCGGUGCCUACACAGCUCUCUGCGGCCUUGUCAGUUGUUUGUGUCGCCGCCUUUUCUGUCGCACUCCUGGGUAUGCUGACGCGCGUACACAGCCAGCUGCUGUGGAUGACGCUGCGAACCUUUGAUCCUUGGGCCAUCAUUGCGUGUGCGAUGCGCGGCUGGGCGUCCCGUUCCUUCUCCCGGCACUCUGUUCACAUCGGCAUGGAAAGGGAUCUCUUUGCGUCCUAUUAUGUGGCCCAUGUGCUGGACCUCGUAGUGAUUCUCCAGUUCUCCUUUCUGAUCAUUUUGGCCGAAGCGGCGGAUGUGCCUAAGCAGCUGAAGCGGGUCUGCGUGGCGGUGUGCUUCAUCUACUGCUCGCUGAUCACGUUGGGGGCCCUCUUCUGUCCCGUGAUCCCCGACUGGGACCCUCAGAGUGAGGUACAGUUCCUCUUCUUCGCGUCCAUGACGCCGAAGAGCCAAUUCAUCAGCGCCUACGGCACCAUGGCAGUGCUGCUGACCAAGGCGGUGGUGAGCACCAUCUUCCAGAAGCACGCCUUCAUGUACCUGCGGUGUCACUACCAGUACUGCAUGGACCAACUGGAUGCCUCCUUCGCCCAGCUGGCGGUGUCCGACCCCAUGGCCAUCACAUACUCGGACUUCCGCUUGGCCCUCCAGGAGAUGGGGGUGUCGGAGAGCCACAUCUUUGCAGGCUUUAAUGUGCUGGACGUCGAGCAAGAUGGGCGCGUGUCCCUGCACAGCUUCCGAAAGAGCUUGAUGGACGUCUUCGCAGAAUUCCCGGACGCGUCACACUCGGCCUUGCUCAGCAGAUUCUGCCAAGAUGCAUUCAACCAGGCCUCUGGCUAUAGCUCGCUCGACAGUAUGUUUGGCACUGUUCUGAGUGGAUGGCGACGCAUCAAGCUGGAGGAAUUCGGGGAGUCUAUGUAUAAUAUGCUCACGCAGGACCCUGCUCUGGCCAAGCUCUUUCGGAGAGACAAGGUGCGGACUCAAGCCCUGCUCUUCGCAGCGUUCGUUCAAGUGGCCUUGAGCUGGCUCGAGGAGAAGGACUUCAGAAGGAUCGAGAGGGAUAUGACGUCCCUGGGUUUGCGUCACAGAGCAUACGGUAUCCAGCCCUCCUACAUUUGCUUGUUCCAGAUCGCGCUGCUGCAAACGCUGAGCACAAAGCUGUCGGGCCUGUCUUUGCACGCGGAGAUCGCCUGGAGCGUAGUGUGGAGCCAUUUCGUGGUGGCUCCGUUCUUAAGUGGCCUCGUAGACGUGGAGAGCGCGCGGCCUGGGCUGUAUUGCACCGUGAAGACUCUGCUGCAAGAAAGCAGCAAGGCGGAGGGCUUUAUCGAGGCCUUGGAGACGAAUUUGAACCAAGUCCCCGGAGGCCAGAGCAAUUGGCUGGAGCUCUUUCGGGAUGCAGGCCACAUGACCAGCCAUUUGGCCAUGCUCCAGGGCUUCAUCUUGCGGAUUGCCGAGGACUUGGACGCGGGCAACUCCUUGAAGGCCCGGCAGAUGAUUCGAUCGGUGGCGCAGAUCCACUGGGACCGCGGGGUGGUGCCCAGGCAUAUGCUCACCUUCCAGCACGCAAUGUCGCAGACAUUUCAUGAAGUGCUGGGUCCGCACGUCUUCACUCACGCAGCUGAAUCCCGGUGGGCCGUGUUCAUGCAGACCGAGGUCUUGGAGGUCAUUUUGCUGGCGCCCUUCGCGGAAACCCAAGAUCGGGUGGAGGAGUGGGCCUCCAUGUGCCCCCAGUACGUGGACAAGAAAAGCUGGAACGCCUUGAUGAGGCAAGCCUACAUCGAGGGCGCUGUGGCAGACUUGGGCUUCCAACGGCUGCGCAUGGAAUCUGGCAAAGAUACGGACGUGACGCCUGGCGACGUGGUCAAAACAUUUUGCGAUGAGAGUAUGCAGCAUCCCUCCUGGACCUUCGAGAAAGUCGCGGAGAACUAUUGCAAAACUCCGCCCGAUUCUUUGUACUUCUUAGAGUGAGGCAACCGCCGAGGGAGUGAGGCAACCGCCUAGCACCGACCAGUCUUGGCAGCUUCAAGGCUCCGCUGCUUGCAAGGCACCAAUGUCUCAGCCAAUUCCUCAGCCACUGAUACUUGGCAAGUUGAACCGAGAUACGUUGGCCCUUGUUGGCAAAGUGAGUCGUAGCCAGUGAGCCAGGUUUUAUUUGGGGCGCCCACAAAAGUGGCCUGUCCGUUGACCGUUCUUGUGCAGACCUGGAACCUCCUUCGGUUCAACACACUGACUUCACC
Effrenium voratum is the source of this 2573-nucleotide messenger RNA. NCBI's taxonomy places the organism in Eukaryota, Dinophyceae, Suessiales, Symbiodiniaceae. The record is from the annotation of a GenBank genome assembly.